AUGGCCUCUACCAUUCCCGACGAUGAAGGAAUCGAUUACAGCGACAUUGAAGCCAAAUAUCGCGUCGAGGCGAUGGAAGGCUUGGACAACUGCAUCGUGGUCGAUGGCGUACCCAUCAUUGACGAAUCUCGAAAAGACAGACUUUUGAGCAAAGUAGAAAAGGAGUUUACGAGACGUGGCUGUCCAUAUCCGUCCAAAAAGGUCGUCCUACCAUGGGAUAAAGCUGAAGGAAAAAGCAAAGGAUUCAUGUUCAUCGAAUUCAAUACCGCCGAAGAGGCUGAGCGAGCCAAAGCCGUGAUGGACAAACAUCCAUUUGACGCCAAGCAUCGUUUCAAGAUCAACAUCUUGACCGAACUGGACGAGUAUGUGGAGCUUGACGAGACAUUCAAAGAGCCAGAGCCCGAAGUUUUCAGACCAAAAGAACACUUGCGAGCUUGGUUAACAGAUCCGGCGGGAAGAGAUCAGUACAUCACCUACCGCGGCGACGAGGUGACUGUAUUUUGGCACGGCAAGGGAUCAUCUUCCGAGGUCGCACAAGAACGAAAUAAUUGGACCGAUUUGUAUGUUCAAUGGUCACCAAAAGGCACUCUUCUCGCCACUAUACACCGACAAGGUGUCAAGCUAUGGGGUGGUCCGUCGUUCCAACUUGUCCAACGAUUUGCCCAUCCGAUGAUCAAGCGGAUGGAUUUCUCUCCCGACGAAAACUACAUCGUCACGUUUGAAAAGAUUGUGAUACCCGACAAUGCUCUUCAAGGUCCUCAGUACCUUGGAAAAGAUAACGAGGGCGACUAUGUUGCCGUAUGGGAUGUCAGAACAGGGCAUCUAAAGCGUACCUUCCCUCGCUCGGUGCUACUUGGCGAGGAUGAGGCGACAUCCAAGAACCUCAUAUGGCCGCAACUCAAGUGGAGUCCAGAUGGCAAGUACGUUGCAAGAAUUACCCCUGGUCAACAAAUCAGCGUCUAUUCAUUACCCGACUUUGCCCUUGUCGACAAAAAGAGCCUAAAGAUUGAAGGGGUGGUCGAUUUUGAAUGGUGCCCGCUGGGUGAAAAGGAUCGAGAGGACGUUGCACAGGGCAAGAAACCUCGAGAGAGCAUAUUGGCAUACUGGACACCGGAAAUUGGCAACCAGCCUGCCCGUGCCACUUUGAUCAGCUUCCCCAGUCGAACACAGCUUCGAUCAAAGAAUCUGUUCAACGUUUCGGACUGCAAACUUUACUGGCAAGACUCUGGAGACUUCCUUUGUGUAAAGGUUGAUCGACACACCAAGACAAAGAAGCCGUCUUCGUGUAACCUUGAAAUCUUCCGUAUGCGAGAGAAGGAUAUUCCGGUAGAAGUCGUCGAACCAAAGGACACUGUUACGGAGUUUGCUUGGGAACCAAAAGGAGAGCGCUUCAUCCUGAUUUCGACUAACGACCCAAACUAUGGGACGGGUCAAGUCGGUGUGCAGAUCCGCACGGAUGUCUCAUUCUGGCAAUUGGACAGGAACAGAAACGACUUCCGUAUGCUGAAGUCACUGAGUGGCAAAACUAUCAAUGUCAUCCGUUGGUCCCCUCGUGGUCGCCAUGUCAUUCUCUCGACAAUGGGAUCCAGUUCAAAGUCGGAUCUCGAGUUCUGGGACAUGGACUUUAACGUUGAUGACUUUGGGAAGAAGGAACCAACUGAGAGAAAGGAGGAAUGGGGAUCUGCAAUGCAUCUUUUGGCAAAUACGGAGCAUUACGGCGUUACGGAUAUUGAAUGGGAUCCCUCGGGGCGGUACGUGGCGAGUAGUGUCAGUGUUUGGCGGCAUUCGGUGGAAAACGGCUUCGUUAUUUGGGACUUUAAGGGCCAAGAACAGCAACGACACCUCAUUGACCGCUUCAAGCAAUUCGCCUGGCGACCACGGCCGGCGACACUUCUUACGAAAGAACAACAAAAGCAAAUACGCAAGAACCUGAAGGAGUACAGUCGCGUCUUCGAGGAGGAGGAUGCGGCGAUGGAAAGCAAUGUCAGCGCCGAACUCAUCCAGGCCAGGAAGCGGGCUAUCAAUGAAUGGAAUGCGUGGAGAGCAAGGAUACGUCAAGAGCUGGCCCAGACUUCCAAGGGUCGAAAGAAUGCCAAAAGAAGAGACGAGGAGCAAGAGGAAACGGUCGAGCUGAUUGACGAGCUCAUCGAGGAGACGGUGACUGCCCUCGAGUAG
Molecule: messenger RNA, 2175 nt
Organism: Serendipita indica DSM 11827
Lineage: Eukaryota; Fungi; Basidiomycota; Agaricomycetes; Sebacinales; Serendipitaceae
Source: the annotation of a GenBank genome assembly